This is a messenger RNA of Zingiber officinale, 1419 nucleotides long. RefSeq names its product probable aldo-keto reductase 1. Gene Ontology annotation, cellular component: cytoplasm. Lineage: Eukaryota; Viridiplantae; Streptophyta; Magnoliopsida; Zingiberales; Zingiberaceae. The transcript is spliced from 7 exons. Bases 103 to 1158 code for a protein of 351 amino acids. The record is from RefSeq and is a predicted model, not a curated record.
CAAAUUAUUUCCAGUGCCGUAACUUUCAGCGUCUCAAUUGAUUCCAGCCUUCCUCUAUAAACUCUCCAUCUCUCCCCUGUUCAACACUGAAGCAAAUCAGCAAUGGCCGAUCAUGCCGAAAUCCAGGUUCCGAGAGUGAAGCUGGGCGCCCAGGGCUUCGAGGUCUCCAAAUUAGGGUUUGGUUGCAUGGGUCUCACUGGGAUUUAUAACUCCCCUGUGAGCGAUGAAUCUGGCAUCGCCGUCAUUAAGCAUGCUUUCGACCAUGGAAUCACCUUCUUCGACACCUCCAAUGCCUACGGUCCUCGUACCAACGAGAUCUUGCUCGGGAAGGCUUUGAAGCAAUUGCCGCGAGAAAAGAUUCAAGUAGCCACAAAGUUUGGGAUUGUAUCCCAUGAUCAGAGAGGUUUUGUGGUCAAUGGCAAGCCUGAAUAUGUGCGGGCGUGCUGCGAGGAAAGUAUCGGGAGGCUUGGGGUGGACUAUAUUGAUCUUUACUACCAGCACCGAGUUGAUAAGACUGUGCCUAUAGAGGAGACUAUGGGAGAGCUUAAGAAGUUGGUGGAAGAUGGCAAAGUGAAGUACAUCGGUCUCUCAGAGGCUAGUCCAAGCACCAUCAGGCGUGCUCAUGCUGUGCAUCCUAUCACCGCACUGCAAAUGGAAUGGUCACUCUGGACUCGCGAAAUCGAGCCAGAGAUAGUCCCACUUUGCAGGGAACUUGGUAUUGGAAUAGUUCCUUACAGCCCUCUUGGUCGUGGGUUUUUUGCUGGCAGAGGAGUCACUGAAAAUUUGCCUUCUGAUUCACGUUUGCACAAUAUCCCAAGAUUUGCUGCUGAGAAUCUAGAAAAGAACAAAAUUUUGUACACGCGAGUAGAGAAUCUGGCAAGAAAACACCACUGCACUCCUGUUCAACUAGCUCUGGCUUGGGUUCUCCAUCAAGGAGACGAUGUGGUUCCUAUCCCAGGGACAACUAAGAUAAAGAACUUGGACGCGAACAUCGGGUCGUUGAAGGUGAAGCUGACUCCGGAGGAUUUGAAAGAAUUAUCAGAUGUAGUGAGCGAAGAAGAGGUUGCUGGUUAUAGAUCAUACAGUCUGUCUGAGCCGUACAACUGGAAGUAUUCUGAUACACCUCCCUUGCAAUUACAUGCCAACCCAUCCGCAUAGACUGUUCUUACUAUGUGUUAUCUUUUCUUCCAACUCUGCGAGUUAAAUAAUUAAUAGCAAUAGACUUAUUAUCCAAGCAGUUUGACUAAAGAGCUUGUAUGUUAUAUAGUCAAACUGUUAUCCAAGCAGUUUGACUAAAGAGCUUGUAUGUUAUAUAGUCAAACUGUUAUCCAAGCAGUUUGACUAAAGAGCUUGUAUGUUACAUAGUCUUGGACUUGUAAUGCUACUGAAUGUUUACAAAGUAUCCAGUGAUUUUAACUA